This is a messenger RNA of Hemicordylus capensis (graceful crag lizard), 535 nucleotides long. It is a transcript of the gene RPL36A, whose product is annotated as ribosomal protein L36a. The transcript has 5 exons. NCBI's taxonomy places the organism in Eukaryota, Metazoa, Chordata, Lepidosauria, Squamata, Cordylidae. The coding region runs from base 16 to 483 and encodes 155 amino acids. The record is from RefSeq and is a predicted model, not a curated record. Gene Ontology annotation, cellular component: cytosolic large ribosomal subunit; ribosome. Gene Ontology annotation, molecular function: structural constituent of ribosome. Gene Ontology annotation, biological process: translation.
GCAGGCGGCUCGCUUAUGCGCACCGCUGAACUCUGGCGCGCGCGAGAAGAACGACGCUCUGUCUCUCCGCCUUCCGUUUCUCUUCUGCUCCUGCGCCUCAUCCACUUCCGCUUCCAGGCAGAGGCCCUCCUCCUUUCCCUGGGUGCUGCCGGCGCUGGCAAGAUGGUGAACGUUCCCAAAACCCGCAGGACCUACUGCAAGAAGUGUGGGAAGCACCAGCCCCACAAAGUGACCCAGUACAAGAAGGGCAAAGAGUCUCUCUACGCGCAGGGGAAGCGGCGCUAUGAUCGCAAGCGGAGCGGCUACGGUGGGCAGACAAAGCCCAUUUUCCGCAAAAAGGCAAAGACCACCAAGAAGAUUGUGCUGAGGCUGGAGUGUGUGGAGCCCAACUGCCGCUCGAAGAGGAUGCUGGCCAUCAAGCGGUGCAAGCACUUCGAGCUGGGAGGAGACAAGAAGCGGAAGGGCCAGGUCAUCCAGUUCUAGACAUGCAUCUUGUCCUUUGAUAUGGAACCCAUUAAAGUCCUGUUGGAAAUCC